GCAGAGACCGCUGGAAGCGAAGGGGCGGCAGCGACAGGAAGCUCAGUGCACCGCCGCCAUGGCCUGGGCUCGGGUCCCACUCUGGGCCAUCUGCAUGCUGCGGGUGGCGCUGGCUACCGUUUAUUUCCAAGAGGAAUUUCUAGACGGAGAGCACUGGAGAAACCGAUGGGUGCAGUCCACCAAUGACUCCCGAUUUGGGCAUUUUAGAGUCUCGUCGGGGAAGUUUUAUGGUCAUAAAGAAAAAGAUAAAGGUCUGCAAACCACACAAAAUGGCCGAUUCUAUGCCAUCUCUGCACGCUUCAAACCAUUCAGCAAUAAAGGGAAAACUCUGGUCAUUCAGUACACAGUAAAACAUGAGCAGAAGAUGGACUGUGGAGGAGGCUACAUUAAAGUCUUUCCUGCGGACAUUGACCAGAAGAACCUGAAUGAAAAAUCACAGUACUAUAUUAUGUUUGGACCCGAUAUUUGUGGAUUUGAUAUCAAGAAAGUUCAUGUUAUUUUACAUUUCAAGAAUCAGUAUCAUGAAAACAAGAAAUUAAUCAGGUGUAAGGUUGAUGGCUUUACACACCUCUACACUCUAAUUUUAAGACCAGAUCUUUCUUACGAUGUGAAAAUUGAUGGCCAGUCGAUUGAAUCCGGCAGCAUAGAGUAUGAUUGGAACUUAGCAUCACUCAAGAAGGAAAAGUCCCUGGCAGAAUCGAAGGACCGGAAGCUAACUGAAGACAUCAAAGCCCAGGACUGGGAGAAGCAUUUUCUGGACGCCAGCGCCAGCAGGCAGAGUGACUGGAAUGGUGAACUGGAUGGGGACUGGCAGGCCGCAAUGCUCCAGAAGCCGCCGCGCCAGGAUGGCCUGAAACUAGAAGGUAUUGAUAGAGACAUUUGGCUCCACCAUAAAAUGAAGAAUACCAACUAUUUGACACAGUACGACCUCUCAGAAUUUGAGAACAUCGGUGCCAUCGGCCUGGAGCUUUGGCAGGUGAGAUCUGGAACCAUUUUCGAUAACUUUCUGAUCACAGAUGAUGAAGAGUAUGCAGAUAACUUUGGCAAGGCCACCUGGGGCGAAACCAAGGGUCCAGAAAGGGAGAUGGAUGCCAUACAGUCCAAGGAAGAAAUGAAGAAGGCCCGCGAGGAAGAGGAGGAAGAGCUGCAGUCGCAAGAGAGUGACGGUCACAAAAAUUACUUCCAUCGAUUUCACAAAAGGAAUGAACUUUAGUCAUCCCCACUGGAGAUAAGGACGACUGGGAAACCCUCAUUGCCACUUUAAUCU
This is a messenger RNA of Saimiri boliviensis boliviensis (Bolivian squirrel monkey), 1267 nucleotides long. RefSeq names its product calreticulin 3 (gene CALR3). Gene Ontology annotation, cellular component: endoplasmic reticulum membrane; endoplasmic reticulum. Gene Ontology annotation, molecular function: calcium ion binding. Gene Ontology annotation, biological process: protein folding; ERAD pathway. The record is from RefSeq and is a predicted model, not a curated record. Lineage: Eukaryota; Metazoa; Chordata; Mammalia; Primates; Cebidae.